GAUAAAUCCGAAGAAAAUCGAACAGUAAAGUACACCUCAGCAUCAUGGCGGAUAUAUCUGAAGCUUCCUCUGUACCGGCUCUUGCUGUAACUGCUGCUGUUGGAGCUGUAGUACUGUUACUGGUUCUUCUUUGCAGUGUUUGGAAAAAAGAGACAAAGGAACAGAAACAAGACUCAGAUGAAAACCAAGUAACUAAAACGAAGGCAGAUCCUGUUAAACAAGAAAAAAAUUCUAAGAAAUCCAAACUGAAUGUUCGGACAAAGAAACCUCAGCAGUUGCAAGUUAAUCAUCCAUGGCUUGCAAGUACACUAAAGGGGAACAGUAGUGCUGUGUUAGGCAUAGACUUCAGCCCAAAUGGCAAAUAUCUCAUCACAACGGCUGAAGAUCGCUGUGUUAUGCUAUGGGGUACAAAGGAUUUCAACCAAAGGGAACACAAAUUCAUUAAAGGUAUUGUGGAACUGGACCAUGGCACUCAAGUGAAGUUUAGCCCAGACACCAAAGCCUUCAUUGUUAGCCUCGCCAAUGACAAUGCCCUUCGAGUGUAUAGGAUAGGCAAGAAAGACGAUGGAUCCCCUGGGAAUAUCACUUCUGCAUUCGACUUCCCCAAGACACAUCAGUCCGACAUUAUAAGCAUCGGUAUCGCCACUAAUGGGAGGUUCAUCAUGUCAUGUGGUAGUGAUACAACAAUUCUCAUCUGGACCAUUAAAGGUGAAGUACUAGACACCAUAGACACACACCAGAUGAACAACUCUUUCGCCUGUGUCUCUCCAUGUGGUAGAUUUGUUGCAUCUUCAGGUUUUACACCGGAUGUAAAGGUUUGGGAAGUAUGCUUCGACAAAAACGGAAGCUACGUAGAUACCAAGAGAGCGUUUGAACUGAAGGGACAUAGUGCUGGAGUGUAUAGUUUUUCAUUUAACAAUGAUUCCAGUCGAAUGGCAUCAGUAUCUAAGGAUGGGACAUGGAAAUACUGGGAUACUAAUGUACGAUACGAAAUGAACCAGGAUCCGUACCUGUUACAUACAGGAAAUAUUAGUUACUCUGGCUAUUGUCUAAUAGCUUUGUCACCUGAUGGUAGAACUGUCGCAGUAGGAGGAGAGAACUCGAUUACAUUUUUCAAUGCCAUCUCAAGCAAAGAAGAAGAAACUGUAGAUAAUAUUCAUAUAGGUGGUUUGGUAGAUUUGAGCUUUGACACGACCAACAAAUACCUAGUGACUGCUGGCGAUCGCUAUGUACACGUGUUCCAUAAUGUAACAGGAUAUCGGGCAACUAUAGAAGAUCUCCUAGAAAAAGAGAAAAAGGCACCUUCAACAGCUGUGAGGGAGCGUGUUCGCCAACAGAUCUUGGACGCUAAGUCAUCGUUAGCUAGCAUACUCGGGCAGUCCAACGGGCACGCCAGCAGCAAAUAGUGGUCAGAAAAUACGUCUCUCAGUUAUUGACUACAUUGGCAGCAUUCCUAAGGACAUUAUUUUUAUAAAUUGAUAAUUUACUUUAUAUGAAUGGAGCUGAUUUCUCUGGGAUACAACAACUGACCUUGAGUUUCUUAAACUUUCUCGCUGUAUUCUUUUCACAUGUAGAAAGAUGUUUUUAACUACAUGAACAUCUGAAAACUUGUAAAGCAAAAUAAAAUGACUAUGUUACAACUGGACGAUGUAUACAAUUGUUUUCCUCCUGUUUUGAAAUUCUUGGGAAAGACUACAAUUUGAAUAUGGAAAUAUGGAAAAAAAAUGCUCAAGUAUGUUUUAAAUUUAAAUAAAAGAAAGAAAAAAAACGUGAAAAUACGGUUUAAAAAUAUCAUGUCAAAGUAUUCUUAUAUUGGAUGUUUUGCAACACCAAACAUAUGACUAGAUCAGUGUUUGUAAACUAAGGUGUAAUGUACAGGUCAGAUGAAAGUGAUGAGUACAUGUCAUACUAAAGUCAGUAAAAGGUCACGUAAAAAUUUCAUUGAUUGUGCUUUAAGCAUAGGAACCCGUAUCUUGCAAUGGUUAUCAAGCCCGCACUGAUUUCAAUUUACAAGUGGGUAAGCUUUAAACCUAGUUUGUCUGUUGAUUGUCAAGUGAUCCACUUGUUCACGUAUGAUGUUGUGGGACUACAUUGUACGACUAUAUUAACAAUGCAGUAAUAUAUAUGUAAAACAAUUAGAGUUCCGUGUCAUACUAUUUUAGUACUUGAGAGAAGAUGGAGAAAAAUAAUGAAUUGUGUACAAUAUGAUUUACUGGUAAAUAGUAUUUAAAAAAACAACAACAUGGAUAUUAAAGUAUUUGAUGCCAUUUCCUACAGCACUGUCAUUUCGAUUUCUCAUUUAUAUUAUUAAAACUAUUCAAAUGUCAUGCAGGUAGAUUUUUCCAGAGACCUUGUCACCAGUCUAUAUUAAAUUAAGUAAUUUACUACCCUCCCAUUCUUCCAGACAUGCAGAUCAUACUAUAGCUGCAGUAAUACUGUAUACCUGAACAACUUUGAUCAGUAAAAUUUUCACCUUUCCACUGUAAAAUUCAUUUUUGACCGAUAUUAAAUUUGCCCUUCGCAUUUGAUUACUGUGUAUAUUAUGUUGUUUACAAAUGUUCGCUGUAAUGAUAAAUUCACCCUCAUUACAGAGGGCAAAAAAGCUGAAAAUAAAACUACAGGGAAAUUUUCCCAUUGUACAGAAUAAUUAUUCUUGUCGCUCAUCAAUGUUAAUACAGAAUUUAGAAUGGUGAUGUUUGGUUGGUUUUAUAGGGUUUAAAGUCCUCAACAACUAAGGUCGUUUAAGGAUGUAGACUGGUUACGAACCUAAGUAAUGUCUUUGUUUUUGUAAAAGGUUCUGAUUCGCUCAAUGGAGAAAUAGACCUAGUGUGAAUCAUAGUCUUCGUGUGUUCUUUUCUUCGUGAUUUUGACAUGGGCAGACUUUGGAAAAUAUCAACUUAGUCAUUAUUACCAAAGAUAUGGGUAACUUAUGUACGUCCAAAAGGAUAUUAACAUGACUUGUUGAUCGGGUAAAACUGAUUUUGUAAGAGAUACAAAUUGUUUUUAAUCAUAUCAUGAGGAUUUAUUUUUAUUUUUGGAUUACUUUUUUUAAGUUUUCUUGCAAUGAAUAAAUUAUAUUUGUUUUAUAACUAAGUCAUUCAACUGUCUUCUGUCAUUUUGCUUCUAGUUAAACAACUCCAUGAUUGCUUAAUGAUAUAAGGGAAACUUCUACAUAUUGUGCAAUUACAAUUCCAGGUAAAUAUGAUUAUUAA
Messenger RNA from Mizuhopecten yessoensis (Yesso scallop), 3212 nucleotides. RefSeq names its product transducin beta-like protein 2. Gene Ontology annotation, cellular component: endoplasmic reticulum. The transcript is spliced from 12 exons. Gene Ontology annotation, molecular function: protein binding. NCBI's taxonomy places the organism in Eukaryota, Metazoa, Mollusca, Bivalvia, Pectinida, Pectinidae. The record is from RefSeq and is a predicted model, not a curated record. The coding region runs from base 45 to 1406 and encodes 453 amino acids. Gene Ontology annotation, biological process: endoplasmic reticulum unfolded protein response.